Molecule: messenger RNA, 1530 nt
Organism: Diuraphis noxia (Russian wheat aphid)
Lineage: Eukaryota; Metazoa; Arthropoda; Insecta; Hemiptera; Aphididae
Gene: Ugalt
Product: UDP-galactose transporter
Biological process (GO): pyrimidine nucleotide-sugar transmembrane transport
Cellular component (GO): Golgi membrane
Molecular function (GO): pyrimidine nucleotide-sugar transmembrane transporter activity
Source: RefSeq, a predicted model, not a curated record
UAUCAUUAAAUAUAAUUUAUGUAAACAUUCGCGUAGUCGGCAACCGACAAUUGCCAGUUGCCACAUUCACUCUAAGCGUCUAAGCUUUACGACACUUUUGACUAACUAGUUAGUAGUUAGUGACUGUAGCUGUGUCUUCGUAGACAGUGGAGUUUUCGAUUUUACUUUGACAGUUCAUGGAAUUUGAAGAGAUGACGCUUGUGUUUUGAAUAUUUUCGUCCAACUAUCCUCUUGUACCAGACUAUGUCAGAUGUCUCCUCCGCCGGAUUGUCGGUGUUUCGACAAAUGGUCCAAGAUCGAGAUAAAUCUAUAGCCGAACCUCAGUAAGCUACUAUUACUAUAAGUCAAGUACAAGUGGUAGUAGGUAAUUUAAUGACCGACCAAAAAGAAGAAAUAGAUCUAGAAAUACAAGUAGAAACAAUGCAGACCAAUCACAGCCGCAACUCUUCUCUGAAAGUGAUCACUUUGGUGACGCUAACCCUUCAAAAUGCUAUGGUUGCGCUUAGCAUGCGCUAUGCACGGACCAGGCCUGGAGACAUGUUCAUAUCAUCUACCGCUGUCGUCAUGGCUGAAGUGGUAAAACUCUCCGUUUGUCUGGUACUAGUAUAUCGAACAGAGUCCAUCUCAUGGAAACAUUUUAUAUCAAUACUAAAUAAUACAAUUAUUAAACAACCGAUAGACACGCUGAAAGUUUGUAUUCCAUCUUUAGUAUAUUUAGUACAAAAUAAUUUACUGUACGUUUCAACUUCAAAUUUAGAUGCAGCUACUUAUCAAGUCACAUAUCAACUUAAAAUAUUUACAACUGCCGUGUUUUCUGUGUUAAUAUUGAAACGUAAACUAUUGCGACAUCAAUGGAUUGCAUUAGGAAUUUUGAUUUUAGGUGUCAUUCUUGUUCAGCUAAAUAAUUCAACUGACAAAACUCAAAAAACUUACCCUGAUCAAAAUCGAAUAGUUGGAUUAGUUGCUGCUCUCAUCGCUUGUUGCUUGUCUGGAUUUGCUGGAGUUUAUUUUGAAAAAAUACUGAAAGGAGCUGAAAUAUCUAUAUGGAUGCGGAAUAUCCAAUUGAGUUUUGUUUCUAUUCCAUUAGGUUUUAUUAUGUGUUUUGUUACAGACUGGAAUAAAAUUAACGAUAAAGGCUUUUUUUUUGGUUAUGACCUUUAUAUAGCCUAUUUGAUAAGCUUACAAGCAGCUGGAGGACUUAUUGUAGCAAUGGUUGUAAAAUAUGCUGAUAAUAUAUUAAAAGGAUUUGCUACAUCUUUAGCAAUUAUUGUAGCAUGUGUUUUCUCAAUGUAUUUCUUCGAUUUUACUAUAAGUAUUCAGUUUGUUGUAGGUACAAUACUUGUUAUGUGUUCAAUAUUUUUGUAUAGUUAUACCAAACAAAAAAAAUCACCAAACCUAAAUACCACACAAAGAGCAUAAAAUUAUAUACUAAAAUCAUGAUAAUGUUUGUUAUGAGCAAUCAACAUAAAAAUAUAAGAAAAUUAAUUUUUUAUAAUGUUUGUAUAUAUUAAUAUAUUAUAAAUUAUAAUC